CAGCACAGCAAAUGUUUAAUUUAGAUAGUGACUUGUUACACAUUGUAAAAUAUUUGUAUUUAUUGAAGGAAUGUAUGUAGAUGGUAUGCAGGUAGACAGUGGCCCGUGCUCAUGUUUAUUUAUAACUUAUACAUAAUUUAUCAUUUAAAAAGCUUUAAUCUAUAGACAAUGUUACACAGGACCCUAAUUAUUUAGUCAACACUAAGCACUGAGUGUUUGGAAUCUUAACGUCUCACAAAAGGCCACCAUUUUAUAUCGAAAUUAGAAGUUAGAAUUGGAAUUUAGAAUUAAAAUUCUAAUAGUGACUUGUAAUAGUGUAUGUAUAUCAUCCAGACGCAAGGACAACUACUCAGAUUUAAAACACGUUAAAGAAGACGUUAAACUCUAACGUGCAACCAUGCACUCUAUACAUAAACUGUGUUGUGCAAAAGAUGUGGUUCACGAGAACACAUUAACAAAGGAAAUGACUUCUAGCUUGAAGACAGCAAAGACAGAUCAGUGCUUACAGACAGAUCAGUGCUUACAGACAGAUCAGUGCUUUCAGACAGAUCAGUGCUUACAGACAGAUCAGUGCUUUCAGACAGAUCUGUGCUUUCAGACAGAUCAGUGCUUUCAGACAGAUCAGUGCUUACAGACAGAUCAGUGCUUACAGACAGAUCUGUGCUUUCAGACAAAUCAGUGCUUUCAGACAGAUCAGUGCUUACAGACAAAUCUGUGCUUUCAGACAGAUCAGUGCUUUCAGACAGAUCAGUGCUUACCGACAGAUCUGUGCUUUCAGACAGAUCAGUGCUUACAGACAGAUCAAUGCUUACAGACAGAUCUGUGCUUUCAGACAGAUCAGUGCUUACAGACAGAUCAGUGCUUACAGACAGAUCUGUACUUUCAGACAGAUCAGUGCUUACAGACAGAUCUGUGCUUUCAGACAGAUCAGUGCUUACAGACAGAUCAGAGCUUACAGACAGAUCAGUGCUUACCGACAGAUCAGUGCUUACAGACAGAUCAGAGCUUACAGACAGAUCAGAGCUUACAGACAGAUCAGAGCUUACAGACAGAUCAGUGCUUACAGACAGAUCAGUGCUUACAGACAGAUCAGAGCUUACAGACAGAUCAGUGCUUACAGACAGAUCAGUGCUUACAGACAGAUCAGAGCUUACAGAAAGAUCAGUGCUUACUGCCACCUCUGGUGAAAGCUACCACACGCCAACGUCCACAGGUAACCACUUCUGGAAAUGUUCAGGUGGAGCGCUUCCCCAAGCUCCCAGUUCCUGCUCUGCCCCCUAUCCUCAGAAGAGAACGAAGGUUGAUGCCAGCCCAGCAGGAGAGACUAGAGAGUAUAACGGCUCAUCAGCCCGACAUCAACACACUAUGCGGGUCGCGACGGGUGACUAAGUAUGCGGAGAACUUUGGUUCACCACAAGUUGUCCACUUACCUCCGGUGAAAACUUCACGCCAUUUGGCCUCAACCUUUCGGAGCAAACCUAACCUUCAUUUUGGAGACAAGCACCGACGCUCCGAAUACCAGGCCAGCUACGGUCCUACGAAUCGCACCAGACAUUUCAGCAUUCCUCUGUACCGACAACUCAAAGGAACACCUUAAAAAGAGUAAUUCAUGAAGCUUGUUCGGGACCACAACAUCAGUAUUCAACUUUUUACUUUUGCUGCCCAAUUCUCCAUGGAUGUGUGAGUAUGAGAAUAACUUGCACAUUCUUUGGCCUCAUCACAUCAGGACAGCCAGUCUAUUUGCAGAGAAGUACACACAUAAAACACCAGAGCUUCUAAUGGCUGACAAAAUUGCAUAAAGACAAAUUCCCAGAUUACUUAUAAUACCCCCAGACUUUCACAGGCAGACUUAAGAAAUGGCAGAGGACUGUCUUCUUACCGAUAGAUGGCAUCUUCGGUCUAACAAAGCACGCCUUCAAGUUGUUAUUCUUUCUGAAAUCCGCCUUUUUCUUCUCUUCUGGUUUUGCCAA
This is a messenger RNA of Ictalurus furcatus (blue catfish), 1970 nucleotides long. RefSeq names its product latent-transforming growth factor beta-binding protein 1-like. The coding region runs from base 398 to 1597 and encodes 399 amino acids. The transcript is spliced from 6 exons. The record is from RefSeq and is a predicted model, not a curated record. NCBI's taxonomy places the organism in Eukaryota, Metazoa, Chordata, Actinopteri, Siluriformes, Ictaluridae.